Messenger RNA from Clonostachys byssicola, 231 nucleotides. The record is from the annotation of a GenBank genome assembly. Lineage: Eukaryota; Fungi; Ascomycota; Sordariomycetes; Hypocreales; Bionectriaceae.
AUGAAGUCCAUCAUUGCCCUCACCGCCGCCCUCUUCCUUGGAGCCACCACCAUGGCACGCCCUUUCAACGCCGGCGACUAUGAUGUUUGCUGGCUCAUGUGCGCCUCCGACAAGAUCCAGUGCCCCGAGAAUUGGUACUCCAAGCAGCAGGGAAAUUGCUGGACUUGCUGCAAGGAUAUCGGCGGCGACAACAUCACCGUUCGCCCCGCCAGCCUGGUCGAACUCCGUUAA